Molecule: messenger RNA, 1836 nt
Organism: Malus domestica (apple)
Lineage: Eukaryota; Viridiplantae; Streptophyta; Magnoliopsida; Rosales; Rosaceae
Product: beta-glucosidase 12-like
Biological process (GO): carbohydrate metabolic process
Molecular function (GO): beta-glucosidase activity
Source: RefSeq, a predicted model, not a curated record
CCUCAUCUAGACUAGUUUUGUUUAAUAAUUGUUUACUCAUUUACUUAUAUGAUCGUUUAUCACUCUCCAGUGUACUUUCGAUCCUCUAUAAAAACGUCAAGCCAGGCAGAGCCAAACUUUUCGGAACCUCCAGCCCCAAAGUUAUGGCAAUGCCAUUAGGCUUUCUUCUGUUAGCUUUGGUGCUACUAAUUGCACUGACAAAUAGCAACGAUGCUGUCACAAUUCCACCCAAUUACGACACCGUCUUCCUCAACAGAAGCAGCUUUCCAGCCGGGUUCAUAUUUGGCACGGCUUCAUCAUCUUACCAGUAUGAAGGUGCUGCAAAAGGAGGUGGAAAAGGACCAAGCAUAUGGGAUACCUAUACCCACAAAUAUCCAGAUAGAAUCAAGGAUCACAGCAACGGAGAUGUAACUGUUGAUGAAUAUCACAACUAUAAGGAAGAUGUGAGGAUUAUGAUGAACAUGGGAUUGGAUGCUUAUAGAUUCUCUAUUUCGUGGCCCAGAUUGUUACCAAAUGGAAAGCUCAGUGGGGGCGUGAACAAGGAAGGGAUCAAAUACUACAACAAUCUUAUCAAUGAACUCAUAAACAAUGGUUUAAAGCCAUUUGUGACACUCUUUCACUGGGAUCUUCCGCAAGCUUUACAUGACGAAUAUGGAGGUUUCUUAAGCCCUAAAAUUGUCAAUCAUUUUCGAAACUAUGUAGAGCUUUGUUACAAGGAGUUCGGUGACCGGGUAAAGCAUUGGAUCACAAUAAAUGAGCCAUGGAGCUAUAGUUAUGGUGGUUAUACACGUGGGUUUCUGGCACCGGGACGGUGUUCUGCUUGGCAACAACUAAACUGCACUGGUGGAAAUUCGGCUACCGAACCAUAUUUAGUGGCACACAACCUCCUCCUAGCUCACGCCGCAGCUGUAAAAUUGUACAAGAAUAAAUAUCAGACAUCACAAGAAGGCACGAUAGGAAUAACACUGGUAUCAAACUGGUUUAUACCAAUUUCUGAGGCAAACCAACAUAAAAAUGCAGCAUUACGAUUUUUGGAUUUCAUGUUUGGCUGGUUUGCUGAGCCAUUGACUAGUGGUGACUAUCCGCAAAGUAUGCAACGUCUUGUUGGAAACCGAUUGCCAAAAUUCACAAAGGAACAAUCCAUGAUGCUAUUUGGUUCAUUCGAUUUUCUCGGAUUGAAUUACUAUACUACCUAUUAUGCAGCCUAUGCACCUCAACCUAAUUCAUCAAAUGCAAGCUACUUGAUAGACAUACAUGCUAAACCCUUAUAUGAGCGUAAUGGGGUGCCCAUUGGUCCAAAGGCUGCUUCUGACUGGCUGUAUGUUUAUCCAAGAGGAAUUCAAGAUCUUUUACAUUACAUAAAGGAAAACUAUCACGAUCCACUCAUUUACAUUACUGAAAAUGGCAUUGAUGAGUUCAAUGAUCCCAAAUUAUCACUUGAAGAAGCCCUUAAUGACACCAUAAGAGUUGAUUAUCAUUACUGGCACCUCUAUUAUCUUCAAAAAGCAAUCCAGGAUGGUGUCAAUGUGAAGGGAUACUUUCUAUGGUCAUUGUUAGACAACUUUGAAUGGAAUUCUGGAUACACUGUUCGAUUUGGUAUCAAUUAUGUGGAUUAUAACAAUGGGCUAAAAAGAUCCCCAAAACUCUCAGCGCAAUGGUUCAAAAAUUUCCUCAGUAACUUUUGAAGAAAUCUAAUUAUAGGUAUAUUAUUGUUUUUUUGCAUAAGAAUUCUAAUGUGAAUGUAAUUUGUGUAUGAACAAAACUAUAUAUGUAUGUGGAGUGAUCAACUUCCUUACAAAAUACCAAAAAUAAAUGUAUGUUAGUCUGAUUUUAUUA